AUGGGAUGCCAAUGCUCUCGAAAUUAUCCAGAAAAUAGCCUCUUCUCUGAAUCUCAGCUUGCAAGACUUAGAGACCACUUCGAUCACUUUUAUUUAUAUAACGCAACUGAUAGAGAUAGAUUUCAUACUGUCUUCUAUGUAAAAAACCAUCGAACCUUUGAAAAUUACCUAGAUAAGUUCUUUAAAAAAUACAUGAAAUGGCCUGAAGACUUCGUAGGAUUCGUCAGAGCAAUUGAAAUACUUGUAUAUGGACAAACUUCUGUAGGAAGGGAAAGCGUAGAUACUACAACACCAAAAGGUUCAAUAGAAAGACUCGCAGAUGUAAUUCAACUGAAAACUGAUACAAAGCAUAACUCAGCAACCCUCACAAAAUUAUUAUUAGCAAUUUUUAAAGGCGACCCAACACUUAUAGAGAAAAUUCGACCACAAAGUGACAAUAUAGCUGAAAUCCAGGAGUAUUUUCAUAAACAAUUUCCAGUAAUAGAAAACGUUUUUCCUGAUUUUUUAAAACAAAGACUCCUUGGGGCGAAGAAGGGGUGAGGUUAAUUAAAGUACACUGUACUUUUUUAAACCCCCUCCGAAAACCUACAAAAAAUGACUGUGUACUUUAAAAAUGGUCGUUUAGUGUGAAAAAAGUACAAACGGUACUUUUCGAUUUUUUAAAAACAGGGGGGUGAAAAAAGUAAACGGUGAAAAAAAAAGCCAAAACAGAGGAAAAAAGUACAUAUAAAAAUCAAUAUUCUAUCAAGACUAAGUAAAUUUAAGCAAAGAAAGGCCAAGGUUAAAUUGCAUAAUAAGCAGCUUGUAUUGCAUUAUAAUAAAUACUAAAGAAUAUUGCUGGAAAGAAUGCAAGAGCUGCAUGAUAAACAAUAACAAAUAUUUGGCUCUCAAAAUAAGAGGAAAAAAGUACGCUGCAAAAUAUAAAAUGAUUAAAGUGACGUAGAAUAAUCUAAUAUAAAAUACUAAUAAUAAGCACAGGAAAUUCCCUUAGAAAGGUCAACUUAAUUUGUUAAAUAAAAGACCAAAAGUUACAAAGAAAUAUAAGAAAAGUGAUUAUGGAGAAAAUUUUAAAAAAUGGAUGAAAAAAGUACAUGUUUUUCAUAUGCAAAAAAAGAGUGAAAAAAGUACUCAUAAAAUUUUUAACAGUGCAAAUUUUGGAUGAAAAAAGUACAAAGGGGAAAAAAUCAGAGGAAAAAAGUACAUUGACUUUUUAUAUGAAAAUACUAAUUUUUUAAAUAUGUUUACCUUAAAUGAGAAGAACGCAUCAAUUUAAUUUUGCUGCAUAUAUUAAUUCUCACACCCCUUUAAAUUGGAACAAAUAUAGGUAAAAUUUCCACUUUUUUGAUAAAUUAGCUCCUUCAAUUGGAACAAAAUUUAAUUUUAUAAUAAAAAAUUAUAUAUAAUUUUUAUCUAAAAAAGUUUUGAUAUAAGUUAAAUGCUUCUUCUUAACUAAAAUAAAAAUUUAGUUAUAUCUUGCUCUUUAAAGAAGAGAGUAUAAAGAGCAUCUUAUUUAAAUAAAUUUAUUAUCCUUAAUUGCUAAAUUUUUUAUUUAAAUAGUUUUGAUAUAAAAUUCAAUAGGAAUUCUUUAUAAAAUAUAAAAAUUUACUUAUUUCUUGCUUUAUUUUAAAAGUAUAGAGUAUAAAUAGCAUCUUAUAUAAACAAAAUUCGCACUUUGAUCGAUAAAUUUUCUAAAAUUUUUUUUUAAUUUUUUUUUAUUAAUAAAAAUAAUAAUUUUUGUGUAAAUAAUUUUGAUGCCAAUUAAUAGUGGCGUAUUAACUAAUAAUGCAAAUUUUAGCUAUAUAUUACUUUGUUUUAAAGGAAAAAGAGUAAAUAGCAUUUUAUUAAACAAAUUUAUUAAUCUAAUUCGAUAAAUUUUUGAAAUUUUUUUUAUAAAAAAUUUUUAUAUUAAUAUUUUUUUUCUAGAUAGUUAAAAUAUGCGCGUCUUCGUUUAGUUAUGGCCUCACGGCCAUACAGCCUUCGACUCAUAUUUUAAUUAUAUCCGGCAAGAUUUCUCUAGCCUUGAAAUGGACAGCAAUGCUAGCAACUAAUUCUGCAGGAGCGUAGAACCUAGCCCAAGUCCAAAUUCGAGACUGGUUUUUACCUCUAAGGAAAGGAGGGUUAAGAUUUGGAAAGGGCAAGCCCAUCAGAGUCUACAGGUAAUAGCUAGACAAUUGGGCAACUGCCUAGCGUGAGACUGGGCGUUACGUUCCAGGAUCUGGACUUUACCCUUUUGCCGACAGGCUACCAGAAAUUCCAUUUUUUUGGAAUUUCGGAAUGCCAACUUGUAUUCCCUCAGCCUCAGGAGGCCUCACAAACCCGUAGUCUGCCCACUCAACACUGGAGUCUUUUACAAGAGACAAGGAGGAGGCAUCAGUACUCCCGCUUUAUGUGGGAGUGAUGCCGCAAAGCGGAUGAAUCCCACAAGGGAUCAUUGUGACUGAGUUAAAAUUAAAGGCACGAGCCCAUCUGUUUAAGUUAAGUUAAGUGAUAUUUUUUUCUAACAAAAAAAAAUUUUUGUUCCAAUUUAAAGGGGGAGUGAGAAUUAAUAUAUGCAGCAAAAUUAAAUUGAUGCGUUCUUCUCAUUUUAAGGUAAACAUAUUUAAAAAAUUAGUAUUUUCAUAUAAAAAGUCAGGAGAACUUUUUGGGACGGCAAAAAUACUGCAAGGCUCUGCAAAAAAAAAACUGCAAGGCCAGUAAAAAAAAAUGGCAAAGCCAAGCAAAAAAAUGCAAAACUUGCAAAAUUUUUGCAAGUUUUGCAAAAACAUUGGACAAAAGCAAAAGCAAUUUAAAAAAAAAGCAAAGCCAUGCAAAAAUUUAAAAAAAAAUUAAAAAUUUCGCAAAGCAGGCAAAACUUUUGCAGGGUGGCAAAAAAGUUGCAAAAAUUGGCAAAAAUAACGAUUAGAAAAUUUAACAGUAAAAUUUAAUAAUUUAUUGGAAGUGUAGUACAAUGUUAAAUUAUUUAAACAACAUAUAAUAUAGAAAAAAUAGAAAUUAAUUUCGUGAAAUAAAUGCUAAAGUUUAAUACAAAUAUCUUUUAAAGAAUUUUCCAAAAACAUAACUUAAGAAUUUUAAAAAUUUGGAAAAUUUAAUUUUGGCAAAACACUUUGUUGUAUCUCAUUUUAAAAUUUUGCCAAAAUUAAAUUUUCCAAAUUUUUAAAAUUUUUAAGUCAUGCUUUUAGAAAAUUCUUUAAAAGAUAUUUGUAUUAAAACUUUAGCAUUUAUUUCACGAAAUUAAUUUCUAUUUUUUCUAUAUUAUAUGUUUUUUUAAAUAAUUUAACAUUGUACUACACUUCCAAUAAAUUAUUAAAUUUUACUGUUAAAUUUUCUAAUCGUGAUUUUUGCCAAUUUUUGCAACUUUUUUGCCACCCUGCAAAAGUUUUGCCUGCUUUGCGAAAUUUUUAAUUUUUUUUUAAAUUUUUGCAUGGCUUUGCUUUUUUUUUUAAAAUUGCUUUUGCUUUUGUUAAUGUUUUUGCAAAACUUGCAAAAAUUUUUGCAAGUUUUGCAUUUUUUUGCUUGGCUUUGCCAUUUUUUUACUGGCCUUGCAGUUUUUUGCAGAGCCUUGCAGUAUUUUUGCCGUCCCAAAAAGUUCUCCAAAAAGUCAAUGUACUUUUUUCCUCUGAUUUUUUCCCCUUUGUACUUUUUUCAUCCAAAAUUUGCACUGUUAAAAAAUUUUAUGAGUACUUUUUUCACUCUUUUUUUGCAUAUGAAAAACAUGUACUUUUUUCAUCCAUUUUUUAAAAUUUUCUCCAUAAUCACUUUUCUUAUAUUUCUUUGUAACUUUUGGUCUUUUAUUUAACAAAUUAAGUUGACCUUUCUAAGGGAAUUUCCUGUGCUUAUUAUUAGUAUUUUAUAUUAGAUUAUUCUACGUCACUUUAAUCAUUUUAUAUUUUGCAGCGUACUUUUUUCCUCUUAUUUUGAGAGCCAAAUAUUUGUUAUUGUUUAUCAUGCAGCUCUUGCAUUCUUUCCAGCAAUAUUCUUUAGUAUUUAUUAUAAUGCAAUACAAGCUGCUUAUUAUGCAAUUUAACCUUGGCCUUUAUUUACUUAAAUUUACUUAGUCUUGAUAGAAUAUUGAUUUUUAUAUGUACUUUUUUCCCUCUGUUUUGGCUGUUUUUUUCACCGUUUACUUUUACCACCCCCCUGUUUUUAAAAAAUCGAAAAGUACCGUUUGUACUUUUUUCACACUAAACGACCAUUUUUAAAGUACACAGUCAUUUUUGUAGGUUUUCGGAGGGGGUUUAAAAAAGUACAGUGUACUUUAAUUAACCUCACCCGCGAAGAAGUAUUAUGUUCCUCACAUCCCUGCACUAAAUACUCUUUUAAGCAAAGCUUUACCUUUUAUAUACUUAUCCAGUUCAGUUUUUACCCAUUUACUUGAAUUUCAUUGUCUUUAUUUGUCUCGCGACUCUAUUUUAAGCUUCAAAGGAAUUGAAGACGGACUAGAAGGCUACCCAAGCUCAUUAAUGAUUAUCAUUAAACUGCAAGAUGAAACUGUAAUUGGAGGAUUUGUAGAGAGAAAAUACAAAAAAAGGAAAAAUACUUAUGAAAUCAACAGUUUUCUAUUUUCCUUCGCAAAUGGGUAUACAGUGCUCAGGCAAGCAGAAAAAGGAAACAUCGUAUUUUUGAAUUUAAAAUCAAGCCCCAGAGGACUUGGAUUCGGAGGAGGAACUUCAUCAGAAGCCAAGCUAUGGAUUUCUGAAGACAUUGAUUCUGAUUCUAGAAUAACAGACCACAAUAAUGCUGGAUACACUCCAGGGCUGCUUUUAAAAGAAAAUUCUGAUGAAAAUAUUGAAAUCAUCGAAAUUGAGCUGUGGGGCUGUGGAGACGAGCUGGCAAGGCAGCACCAAAUUGAAUACAAAAAUAGAAAAAUGAAGAUGAUGCAUGAAGGUGAAAAAUUCGACGCGUUUGAGUUCAAAUCUUUUCUUAACGAGUAUCCACUUUAA
Blepharisma stoltei is the source of this 4940-nucleotide messenger RNA. NCBI's taxonomy places the organism in Eukaryota, Ciliophora, Heterotrichea, Heterotrichida, Blepharismidae. The record is from the annotation of a GenBank genome assembly.